Molecule: messenger RNA, 846 nt
Organism: Lobosporangium transversale
Lineage: Eukaryota; Fungi; Mortierellomycota; Mortierellomycetes; Mortierellales; Mortierellaceae
Exons: 2
Coding region: 30-563 (177 amino acids)
Source: RefSeq, a predicted model, not a curated record
CUCAUUACCAUUUUUAUUGAAUAUUUAUCAUGCCUGCAGAGUCAAAACGAAAGUUUCAGACAGGACAACCGGUGUCAACGAGAAGAAGGGCAAAGAAGGCAAGACAUGCGGCUGCUCAAAUCCAGAACAAUAUCGCUACACCCUCUAAAAAGGAUCAGCGGAUAUUUGCCAAAUCUUUGAAGCAAACAAAGUUGUAUCAGAGUGAUGACGAAGAAGAGGAAAAUGAUAAUAAUGACAAAGGACAUCAGAUAUCUGGAUCUGAAAGCGUAGGUAAUGAUGACAUGGAAGAAGAAGAAGAAGAGGAGGAGGAGAAAGAGGAAGAGCUGGUUGGCAAGGGUAAGAAGGGAUAUAGGGAAAAGAUCAAGAAACCCAGUGGAAAGAAAGGGAAAGUCUUUGCAGAUACAAUUACGAUGCUAAGUAUUAUUGAUCAAGUAGUAGGAAAAGAGGAAGAGCGUGCUCAGAUUAAGAUCGAGAACAUGGCAAGUAUAAAAGCAUAUCUUUCAAGGAAAAAUAAUGAUAAUAAUCGGAAUGUGAGAUAUACCACAUGUAGUGUCGUUUCAUAGUUCGGGUACUGACUACGACAAUGUGCAAUAUCUCAUUCUUAAUAAUAACAACAGGGUAAAAUCAAGUCCAAACUAGAUAAGAAGGAGCAGAGGCAUGUUGAGAAGGAGAGGGCUAAGAAGGCAUUGAUUGAAAAGAAGAUCAAGGAGAUCAAGCGGAAAAAGGCAGAGAAGCGCAAGGAUAAGCAAAAGGCUGUGGAAAUGGAGACCAAGACCGAUUCAAGUAUAAAUGAAAACAGGAGAUCAGUUAGCUUUCAACUUUAGAUAUUUUGCUUUACAAUUAUAC